UCUUUGUGAGCGGUACCUCGUCUAGACUCGCAGUCUUCUGGACCACUGAACUGCCACGCUGUGGCACGCUGUUGUCGGAGUUUUCUCGGUGUAUUCUGCUGUAUUAGUGAGAGGGAAGAAGGCCGCCGGUCCUGAGCCGCCGCGACACAAGACACGAGCAAGCGUACGUAGUUCCGCCGCGUUUGCCCUUGACCAUUCACGUGCCCAAGGCGAUGAGCUCUAUGGCGGCGGAGACGAGCAGCAGCACGCACACGGGCGCGGACCUGCUGGAAUGCUCAAGGUACGGUGAGCUGGAAGAUGUGAAGGCCAUACUCUCGAGCGGGGUCGACGCGAACCACCAGGACGCCCACGGGAACACGGCGCUGCACUUGUCCUGCGCUAACGGACACGCGGGCGUCAUCAGGGCGCUCAUCAAGGCGGGCGCAAGCCACCUGCCCAACGGAGCCGGCAACAGACCGCUGCAGUGGGCCGUGCAGAAUAAGCACGACGUGUGCGUCAAACUUCUCAUGGAACUGUACCCGGAGUCCUCCCAGAUGAACGUCCUCGACACAAACGGCUUCGGCAAGAGCGCGCUAUCAGACGCUUUCAAGACCGGCGACGCGGAGAUGGUGAAGAUGGUGCUCAACCACAAGUCCGCGGAGGAGGACAUCCUCCUGCAGCAGUCCAGCCUGUCCAAGGACAAGAAAAAAACGAACAAGGAAGGGAUGUCUUCGAAGCCGGUCAACAGCAAGAAGGGCGACGCCGGACACGAAGAAGACAAUGGCGGCAACGGCGAUGGUCCGAGCAUUACCCACGAGCUGGGGUUUGGCAUCGGCGGGGGGGAAGCAGUGACGUCGUCAUCAGGCUCAGCAGGAGGCGACAACGACGACGACGACGACGACGACGAAGAGACGCGGAGGAGGAGGAGAGGGGUGCGCUUCCUCUUGCGCGAGCUCCCGAUCCGGAACCCGGACGAGUGCUUCGGGGACGACGCGAGGGAGGACACGACGGGCCUCAACCUGUGGGCCGCUGCCGUCGUGCUGGCCCGGUGGGUCGCGAGCCCGGCGAUCGUCUCGCGGCUCGAGGGGAAGACGGUACUGGAACUGGGAGCCGGCUGCGGCGCCGGGGGAAUUUCGGCGGCUGUGCACGGGAGCCCAGCUUCAAUGCUGAUCACGGACCUCAACGCCGAAACGAUGGCGAACCUGGACCACAACAUCGAGCUUAACCGCCAUCGGUAUCCUGCGGAAACGGAGGUUCGCGCGGUGAAGCUUGACUGGGGGGACGAGUCCACGUGGGAAGAGGCCAAGCCCCCUGUGGACGUGAUCCUCGCGGCCGACGUAGUGUACCAGGCCAGCGAGACGUCGCCGCUGCUGCACGCGAUACUCUCCCUCCUUGAACCCGGAGGCUCGUUCUUCCACGUGGCUCCCGUGAGCGAGAGGGACGGCCUGGAAGGCUUUCUCGCGCGUCUCUGCGGCACCGCGGGUAGGGAGGGGGCUGCCGCGGGCGGCGGCGGAGACAGCGACUUUGAGCUGGUUUCCGUCACAGACGCGCCCCCCGAGUUCUGUCAGAACCCCUUGCUCUCAGGGUCUCAGGACGAGUACAUGGUGCAUUUCAAUGAGUUGCCGUCGAGCACGUUCCGUCUCCACGAAUUCCGGAAGCGCGCGUGAGCAUGGUGACCUGUAUGUCGCCGGCGCAGGAAGAACUAGCCCGUCGCGCGAGCGCGUGGAAUUGAACGAACGCCCAUGCGACUCCCGUUUCCCGGUGGGGGAGUGGCCUUCUUGUUGUGUAGGAAUGGGGCUGUCUGACUUCGUAUUGCGGUUUUCAUCGGGUGUUCUUUGUUGCUCGACUUGAUGAGUAGGAAUGAGUGGGAUAACGUCGGGUGAGUACCGCAGAAGCGCCACUAUCUUUCGUGUAGGAUCUUUUUCCGGGGAUUAGGGUGCUUCGGGCGGACUUUGGGUGUGUUUCUGCACUUUGUUUAGCCUUCGAAACAAUGUAAGAAACUUUGGACCAUCUAGUCGGGUACGUUCGUGCCUAUUACUAUCUUCAUCUUCGCGUUCGUGACUGCAUCGCCACCAAAAAUUGCAGUUUGUGUUUUGCCAUUACAUUACGUUUUUUUGCUCUGUGGAGGUGUCACAUGGUAUCCUCUGGCAUGGGCUCGAGAACGUUGUUGCCGAAGUGUCCGACUGGGGUUCAAUCGGCCCUACAGUGUAUUGUGUAUUCCGUUUGCGUAGCCUGAAGUGUUGUGCCAAUGAGUCGAUGGCCAUCCCGUCUGUGCCCUCACCAUGUAGACUACUGCUGCAAGGGAGACAUAAAGUAAAGACCGAACAGAGCACGGUCUG
Messenger RNA from Ectocarpus sp. CCAP 1310/34, 2318 nucleotides. The record is from the annotation of a GenBank genome assembly. NCBI's taxonomy places the organism in Eukaryota, Phaeophyceae, Ectocarpales, Ectocarpaceae.